Messenger RNA from Exserohilum turcica Et28A, 1065 nucleotides. RefSeq lists its product as uncharacterized. Lineage: Eukaryota; Fungi; Ascomycota; Dothideomycetes; Pleosporales; Pleosporaceae. The record is from RefSeq and is a predicted model, not a curated record. The transcript has 3 exons. The coding region runs from base 1 to 1065 and encodes 354 amino acids.
AUGGCCCGAGAUGGCUGUGCCAUAGACUUCUGCACGCUGGGCAUGUUCAUCAUCGACGAGAUUGAAUUUCCCCCGCCAAAGCCCCCAGUCAAGGAUAUCGUUGGUGGCGGAGGCACGUACUGCGCCCUCGGCGCACGCCUCUUCUCUCCGCCGCCCCAGUCCAAGAGCGUGGGCUGGGUGGUAGACUGCGGGUCAGACUUUCCCCAUGCCCUGCGCGACUACAUUGCUCGCUGGGAGACGGGUGUCUUGAUGCGCGAGACGCCGCAGCGGCUGACCACGCGUGGAUGGAACGGCUACGAGGGAGAAAACGAGCAUCGAGCCUUCCGUUACACGGCCCCCAAGCUGCGUAUAGACCACCAUGCCCUCGUAGACACGCCGCUGCUGUGGUCCAGGUCCUUUCACUUGAUCUGCUCGCCCCUGCGCUGCAUCGAUCUUGUCGAAAAUAUCAUGGCCCUGCGCAAGCACCACGACGAGUCGGGCACGGCGAGUCGCCCCAUAUUCAUCUGGGAGCCAGUCCCCGACGUGUGCACACCCCAAGAGCUGGACAACUGCAUCAAGGCACUCAAGUACGUCGACGUCAUCAGCCCUAAUCACGAUGAGCUCGGCGGAUUCUUCGGAACCAACACCGACGGUGCACAUCACGUCGACUUCCGGGUAAUUGAAGCGCUGAGCAGUCAGUGGCUGGAGCAUGGCGUUGGUCGCGACGGAAAUGGCGGGGUGGUGGUGCGCUGUGGAAAGGACGGCUGUCUGGUGAUGCGCAAAGGCGAGCGCAAGUGGAUGCCUGCAUAUCAUCAAUCGGCACAAAAGGUCGUGGAUCCCACAGGCGGCGGCAACAGCUUCCUGGGCGGGCUUGCAGUGGGCCUGCUGCGCGGCGGCUCCAGCUCAGUCAUGGACAACCUAGAAGAGGCGGCAAUGUGGGGGUCAGUGUCAGCCAGCUUUGCCAUUGAACAAGUCGGCAUGCCGGUGCUCUCCCGCACAGCCGACCGAGAGACGUGGAACGGUGUCUGUGUCGAAAAUAGGCUUUCAGAUUUCAAGCAGCGGCUGGCUAGUUAUGUACAGCCAUAG